Messenger RNA from Colletotrichum truncatum, 852 nucleotides. RefSeq lists its product as uncharacterized. NCBI's taxonomy places the organism in Eukaryota, Fungi, Ascomycota, Sordariomycetes, Glomerellales, Glomerellaceae. The record is from RefSeq and is a predicted model, not a curated record.
AUGGCAAACCGCGAGUUUGUCUUCUUUUAUGCCCCUACAUUAGAUUACCCGCCAGAGGGUCCAAUCAAGCUCGGGAACAUUAUCACAUCGGUUAAGAACCCGCAUCGACCCCUCUCCUGUGUUGCACCACCCGAGGACUCCAGCAUAUUCAGAACAGAGAAGAAGAGCGUGCAUUAUACCAAGGAGAAACUGAGAAGUGGAAAGUUUUCUAUCUUGACCAAGUUUCUGAGUGUUCUAGGGUUUGGAAUUGAUGUGGGGGCUGAGAUCGAUAACCAUGACGAGGAGAAGUACAUCUUCAAUACUCUAGAGACAAUCCAGUUCAUUCCUACACCAGCUUAUGUCCAACAAUGUGUCGAAUCUGACAACGUCCGCCGCUUUCUUGAAACCUCUCGAUAUCGUAAACCAGUCUACAUCAUCACUGGAAUCAAAGUUGUCAACGGGGCCGAGGCCAAUACCCUAAAGUCCCGCACCGUGGGCGGUACAUUCGCCGUUGAAGUCGAUGGCACAUUGUUAAGCGGUGGCGCUGUUCCUAUUGGUGGCGGUCCUGGGAUAGAAGGCAAAGUGGGCAAUUCUGUCAGUACAAGCUGGGCUGGUAGCAGCGAUUUUGUGUUUGCGUUUCGCGUGAGCAAAGUUUAUGUGGGAAAGGCGACGGGUCAGGUACUCAAAGAAGAAGACUAUCGCAAAGGAGCAAUGCUUGGCGACGAGAUUGAGGAAGCCCAUAUUCCACAAGUCUCUGUCCUCAAGGUUGAAGAUCCCGACGCCCAAGCUGAAGGCUUUGAUAGAGAGGAAUUGAGGGAAGAUGAAGAUGUGGUGCGGUGUGCUAUUCCCAGGGAGGAAUACUCAGAUUAUUGA